AUGGCGAGAGGAUCCUUGACCUGCAAACGUCCGGCUGCUCGUCUUCUUCUGGCCGUUGGCCUGCUCGCCCUCGCGGGAUCGUUCGUGUUCGGCAUAGACAGAGAGUAUGUGCCUCGCGGUGGCGAGAGGGAGAGGAAUGGGUACAAUACCGGCGCCAAAUGCAGUCGAGCCGCUUUAGAGAACAAGAACAAGAACAAGAACAAGAAGAAGAAGAAGAAGAAGAAGAAGAAGAAGAAGAAGAAGAAGAAGAAGAAGAAGAAGAAGAAGAAGAAGAAGAAGAAGAAGAAGAAGAAGAAGAAGAAGAAGAAGAAGAAGAAGAAGAAGAAGAAGAAGAAGAAGAAGAAGAAGAAGAAGAAGAAGAAGAAGAAGAAGAAGAAGAAGAAGAAGAAGAAGAAGAAGAAGAAGAAGAAGAAGAAGAAAAGGGCUUCCCUCUGUGGCAAGCUCAAUCCAGCGGUUGACGAGGCCCCAGAGCCUAGUAUAUGUUAA
Colletotrichum higginsianum IMI 349063 is the source of this 486-nucleotide messenger RNA. RefSeq lists its product as uncharacterized. The coding region runs from base 1 to 486 and encodes 161 amino acids. Gene Ontology annotation, molecular function: structural constituent of chromatin; DNA binding. Gene Ontology annotation, cellular component: nucleosome. The transcript has 2 exons. Gene Ontology annotation, biological process: nucleosome assembly. The record is from RefSeq and is a predicted model, not a curated record. Lineage: Eukaryota; Fungi; Ascomycota; Sordariomycetes; Glomerellales; Glomerellaceae.